Molecule: messenger RNA, 1114 nt
Organism: Prosopis cineraria
Lineage: Eukaryota; Viridiplantae; Streptophyta; Magnoliopsida; Fabales; Fabaceae
Product: polyadenylate-binding protein 1-like
Exons: 6
Coding region: 58-723 (221 amino acids)
Molecular function (GO): RNA binding
Source: RefSeq, a predicted model, not a curated record
CUCAAUAAGCAUAGAUAUCGAGCUUGACUGCACCCUCGCUCGACGGACACAGUAGAGAUGGAGCAGGAGCACGAAGAGCAUGAAGUGUACGGAGGCGAUAUUCCCGACGAGGCGGAGAUGGACGCAGAUUUCAGAGUUGAAGAAGAAGAAGAACAGGAAGGACACCAACAUGACCCCAAUAACUCUAAUAAGGACUUGGAGGACAUGAAGAAGAGGCUCAAGGAGAUUGAGGAAGAAGCUAGUGCCCUUCGUGAAAUGCAGGCUAAGGUUGAGAAAGAGAUGGGUGCUGUUCAAGAUUCGACUGGUUCUUCUGCGAGUCAAGCUGAGAAGGAGGAAGUGGAUUCCCGGUCAAUCUAUGUUGGUAAUGUUGACUAUGGAUGUACGCCUGAAGAAGUCCAGCAACAUUUUCAGUCUUGUGGAACAGUGAACAGAGUGACGAUAUUGACAGACAAAUUUGGUCAACCAAAAGGAUUUGCAUAUGUUGAGUUUGUUGAGGUUGAUGCCGUUCAGAAUGCUCUCUUGUUGAAUGAAUCAGAGUUGCAUGGCCGUCAAUUGAAGGUCUCUGCUAAGCGUACAAACGUUCCUGGAAUGAAACAGUAUCGUGGAAGAAGACCUAUGGGCUUUCGACCUAGAAUGCCUUACAUGCCUUCUCCGUUCUAUCCUCCAUAUGGUUAUGGGAGAGUUCCAAGGUAUAGGCGUCCAACGCGUUACAGGCCAUACUAGGGCCCAGUCCCAAUUUAACAGGUGCCCAUAUUUAGGAGACUUUCCUUGUUGAAAGAGACUUGAAUCUUCAUUUGAAUGCCAGAAGGCAGAAGUUAUGUCAUACCCUUUUUCCUCUCUGAAUGAAUGAUAUGGUCUCUAUAGAUAGAGGUUGACAGCAUCUUUACUAAAUUUAUAUGUUCUUGGCAUUUCAGUUAUAAAUGAAUGAUGGACAUUGGACGCCCGUUUCUGACAAUAAUUCAGUAGGUUCUUCAGAAAUUCAAAAUUAUAUUACUUGCUUCAGUGUCAGAGUGUUGGCAUUGAAUCACUGGUUUCAUUAGCAUAGCAACUUUUAAGUGCUAGCUUGUGGAUUAUUACCUCCGAGCCUAUUUAUAACUAUAAAAGCUGUUCCUUA